AUGGUGGCGCCCGUGGGCACGACAGCGCUCGAGUUCCUGCCAGGACUCACGUGCAUCGUCUUGGCGGGACACAUGGACUCGCCGUACACACAGCAGUACGUUGACGCCGCCACGCUCUCGACCAUGCUAUUGAACCUUACCAAUUAUUCAAUAUGUUUCGGUCUCUCGUCGGCACUGGAUACGCUUUUUUUGUGUUCCCAAGCGUAUGGCACCAAACGAUACGACAAGAUCGGCGUGUACUUCCAAGCUGGCGUUUUGGUACUAGCAGCUGUGUUUGGACCUAUUUUCCUGCUAAAUUGGUACACGGAGAGCGUGAUGGUGUCCUUGGGGCAAGACGAGGAGAUCUCGAAGCUGGCUCAGACAUUCUCGAGGUGGAUACUGCUGGGGAUGCCGUUCGUGGUGCUAUACGAACUUGUACGUAAGGUUCUGCAGGCGCAGAAUAUCAUGAAGCCGCUGGUUACUAUCGCGACGAUCGGCUGCUAA
Phytophthora infestans T30-4 is the source of this 483-nucleotide messenger RNA. RefSeq names its product Multidrug/Oligosaccharidyl-lipid/Polysaccharide (MOP) Flippase Superfamily. Gene Ontology annotation, cellular component: membrane. The record is from RefSeq and is a predicted model, not a curated record. Lineage: Eukaryota; Oomycota; Peronosporomycetes; Peronosporales; Peronosporaceae. Gene Ontology annotation, molecular function: antiporter activity; xenobiotic transmembrane transporter activity. Gene Ontology annotation, biological process: transmembrane transport. The transcript has 3 exons. Bases 1 to 483 code for a protein of 160 amino acids.